Lagenorhynchus albirostris (white-beaked dolphin) is the source of this 1138-nucleotide messenger RNA. It is a transcript of the gene EEF1AKMT2, whose product is annotated as EEF1A lysine methyltransferase 2. Gene Ontology annotation, biological process: peptidyl-lysine dimethylation; peptidyl-lysine monomethylation. Gene Ontology annotation, cellular component: cytoplasm. The record is from RefSeq and is a predicted model, not a curated record. Lineage: Eukaryota; Metazoa; Chordata; Mammalia; Artiodactyla; Delphinidae. The transcript has 7 exons. Gene Ontology annotation, molecular function: protein-lysine N-methyltransferase activity. Bases 173 to 1054 code for a protein of 293 amino acids.
GACUCUGGACCAGGGUGGCUGCAGGAAAAGCGCAGGACUGCGGACCCCCACCGGGGCCGGGAGCAGUAGAGAGGGCCGACUCCCGCCUCCUAGAGGCGCCAGCCCGCCCGUCCGCUCUGCCCGCGCCACGUCUCUAUGGCGGCCCCAAAGGCCCUCCGGGGUAAGGAGCGCGAUGAGCGAGGGCGCGGACGACGACGGCGGCGCUGGGGCCGCGGCGCGGUCUCGAGGGGGCAGUCCCCGAGGGGAUGGCUUCGCCCCGUCUGCGCUGGGCACCCGAGAGCAUUGGGAUGCUGUCUAUGAGAGAGAACUGCAAACUUUCCAAGAAUAUGGAGAUACAGGAGAAAUCUGGUUUGGAGAAGAGAGUAUGACUCGACUAAUAAGGUGGAUGCAGAAACACAAGAUUCCAUUGGAUGCUUCAGUGCUUGAUAUUGGAACUGGAAAUGGUGUUUUCCUGGUUGAACUUGCAAAAUUUGGUUUCUCUAAUAUUACUGGAAUUGAUUACUCUCCCUCUGCAAUACAGCUUUCUGGAAAUAUUAUAGAGAAAGAAGGUUUAUCUAACAUUAAGUUGAAGGUAGAAGACUUUUUGAAUCCUUCCACAAAACUGUCUGGAUUUCAUAUUUGUAUUGACAAAGGGACUUUUGAUGCCAUAAGCCUUAAUCCUGACAAUGCAAUUGAAAAGAGGAAGCAAUAUGUGAAAUCUCUCUCCAGGGUGUUGAAAGUGAAAGGCUUUUUUCUAAUAACCUCAUGUAAUUGGACCAAGGAAGAGUUGCUAAAUGAAUUCAGUGAAGGAUUUGAACUUUUUGAAGAGCUGCGGACACCCAGGUUCAGCUUUGGAGGCAGAUCUGGAAACAGUGUAGCAGCAUUGGUUUUCCAAAAAACCUUACUUUACUCAGAGCUCUUCCAUCCAGUGAGUUGCAAGCGUGACAUUUGCUGUGUUUUCAGCACCUGCCAACUUGGAAACCAGGGUUUGUGCUCAGGACUUAGGCUUACAACCCACACUUUGUGGUGCACAAUGCCGUCCCAGCUGGCAUGCUUCUUACCUCAAUGGUGCUAGACGUUCGGUUACAAAGCUGUGCAGAUUCACAUGCGCUGAUUUCAAUAGGCAUUCCCCUUCAAGCUGCUUUCAACUCUCAUUUUG